AAUUUACAAUGGUAAAGUAUCAUCCACAAUGAAAGAGAAAAAAGAGAGAGAAAGAAAGGGAAUGGAAGAGCCAUACGAGAACAUCAUGAUAAACGAAUGAAUGGAUUGAUUUUUGAGAUGGAUGGAUAUUUUGUUUUUUUUUUUUUUAUGGAACAUGCAUAGACAACAUGAAUCACAUCUCCAUCUCUGGAGGUAAGAAGGCCAAGAAGAAGUGGUCUGCCAAGAAGGUCAAGGAUAAGGCCAACAACUUGGUCAUCCUCGAUAAGCCCACCUACGAACGUUUGUUCAAGGAAGUUCCUACCUACAAGCUCAUCUCUCAAUCCGUCCUUGUUGACCGUCUCAAGUUGAACGGUUCUUUGGCUCGUAUUGCUAUCCGUGAACUUGAAGCUCAAGGUUUAAUCAAGCCUAUCUCUCGUCACCAUGCUCAAAUCAUCUACACUCGUGCCACUGGUGAUGAAAAGAAGUCUGCUGCUGCUGACAAUGAAGAAUAAAUUCUUUCAAUAAACUAGUAUUUUUUUUUUUUUUU
Gilbertella persicaria is the source of this 526-nucleotide messenger RNA. Its product is annotated as S25 ribosomal protein. Bases 168 to 491 code for a protein of 107 amino acids. Gene Ontology annotation, cellular component: cytosolic small ribosomal subunit. NCBI's taxonomy places the organism in Eukaryota, Fungi, Mucoromycota, Mucoromycetes, Mucorales, Choanephoraceae. The record is from RefSeq and is a predicted model, not a curated record. The transcript has 2 exons. Gene Ontology annotation, molecular function: structural constituent of ribosome.